Molecule: messenger RNA, 1619 nt
Organism: Jaculus jaculus (lesser Egyptian jerboa)
Lineage: Eukaryota; Metazoa; Chordata; Mammalia; Rodentia; Dipodidae
Gene: Sh3yl1
Product: SH3 and SYLF domain containing 1
Exons: 10
Coding region: 418-1434 (338 amino acids)
Cellular component (GO): ruffle membrane
Molecular function (GO): phosphatidylinositol binding; protein binding
Source: RefSeq, a predicted model, not a curated record
CGCUCGGCGACAUGUGCCUGGCGCCGGGCUGGAGUGGGCGGUCGGUGGGCUCCCCGCGAGCGGUUCGCUGACUCCGGGGCUGCCCUAGCCCCAGUUCUCGACCCUUUCCUGCGGUGCACCCGCUGGACCCCAGCCCCUGGGUACUCCACUGCCCUUCUGGGUGGUGGGUCUUCCUGAUGCAAAGAUAGGAUGGUUUAGAAGGCUCCACGGGCAUGAGGAGGGCGGACGCAAUUGUGUGCGGUCCGGAGCAGAGGUCCAGGGCAUUGCUCACGGGCGAAAGCUGGGCGGACUCCACCUGCUCCCUCACCUGGGUCAGGUGCGCCCGCGGGGCGGGACCUGGGGAGGCGGACCGAGAGGACUUCCUCUUCCUGAGCCGGUGCCUAAAGCUGGCACCAAGCGGAGCGCGGCGCGACCACCAUGAAUAACCCAAUACCUUCCAAUCUGAAAUCAGAAGCAAAGAAGGCUGCCAAAAUAUUAAGAGAAUUCACAGAAAUAACUUCCAGAAAUGGACCUGACAAGAUCAUUCCAGCCCAUGUGAUUGCGAAGGCAAAAGGACUUGCUAUUUUGUCUGUGAUUAAAGCUGGGUUUCUGGUGACAGCAAGGGGAGGCAGCGGGAUUGUCCUGGCACGUCUUCCAGAUGGAAAAUGGUCUGCACCUUCAGCCAUUGGGAUAGCUGGGCUUGGAGGAGGGUUUGAAAUAGGAAUUGAGGUAUCGGAUUUGGUGAUCAUUCUGAACUAUGACAGAGCAGUGGAAGCCUUUGCAAAGGGAGGAAACUUGACACUAGGAGGGAAUUUUACUGUGGCAGUUGGGCCCUUGGGAAGGAACCUGGAAGGAAACGUGGCCCUGAGGAGCUCGGCAGCAGUCUUCACUUACUGCAAAUCCCGGGGCCUCUUUGCUGGCAUCUCCCUGGAAGGGAGCUGUUUGAUUGAAAGGAAAGAAACUAAUCGGAAAUUUUACUGUCAGGAUAUCCGAGCUUAUGACAUUUUAUUUGGAGAUGUGCCACGGCCAGCCCAAGCAGAAGAUCUUUAUGAAAUUCUUGAUUCCUUCACCGAAAUGUACGAGAGUGAGGGACAGCGCAUCAACGCCAGAAAAGCGGCACGGGAGCAGAGGAAGGCUAAGGAAUUACCUCCAAAACCAUUGUCAAGACCACAGCAAUCAUCUGUCCCAGUCCAGCCAAAUACCAGCUCUCAGAGUAAUGGAAAUAGGCUAUAUCCUGAACUUCCUAGCUAUCGUGAGAAAGUUGGCAAUUCGAAUCGGUUCCUAGAAGUGACAGCACUGUAUUCUUUUGAAGGGCAACAGCCAGGGGACUUGAGUUUUCAAGCUGGAGACAGAAUCACCGUUAUAUCAAAAACUGACUCACAUUUUGAUUGGUGGGAAGGAAAACUUCGAGGUCAAACUGGCAUUUUUCCAGCCAACUAUGUAACCAUUAAUUAAAGUUUACAUUAUUUUCUUACUUGAUACACACACACACACACACACAAAUAUUCUUACACUGAAAGGAUUUACUAUCCAGUUAAGAUUAAUGUAAGUUUAAAAACUCACUGACCUGCAAAACUUUUGUCCAGUUCUAAAAGAUGUUUCUCUACAUGUAAAUAAAUGGUUAACUUAUAUCUCGUUAA